This is a messenger RNA of Dama dama (fallow deer), 1359 nucleotides long. RefSeq names its product 5-hydroxytryptamine receptor 3C-like. Gene Ontology annotation, biological process: regulation of membrane potential; monoatomic ion transmembrane transport; signal transduction. Gene Ontology annotation, molecular function: transmembrane signaling receptor activity; neurotransmitter receptor activity; extracellular ligand-gated monoatomic ion channel activity. The record is from RefSeq and is a predicted model, not a curated record. Gene Ontology annotation, cellular component: membrane; synapse; neuron projection. Lineage: Eukaryota; Metazoa; Chordata; Mammalia; Artiodactyla; Cervidae.
AUGGAACAAGGUUGGCUCCAUGGGGAAGGAUUCCUCCUCUGCCUCAUCCUCUACCUGCUGCUUCAAGGGAGAGGAGAUACAUUGACCAUCAAUUGCUCAGGCUCUGACCAGCAUGGGGUGGAUCCUGCUGCCUUCCAAGCAGCGUUUGCCAGAAAGGCCUUCCGUCCAGCCACCAAUGUCAGCAUCCCCACUCGUGUUAACAUCUCCUUCACUCUGUCUGCCAUCCUGCAAGUAGAUGCACAGCUUCAAUUGAUGACAUCAUUCCUGUGGCUAAAUAUGAUCUGGUAUAAUCCAUUCAUCACCUGGAACCCAGAGGAAUGUGGGGGCAUCAGGAAGCUGGGCAUGGCAACUGAGAACCUGUGGCUUCCAGAUAUCUUCAUUGAGGAGCUCAUGGAUACAGAUCAGACCCUGCCAGGUCUCAUGGCUUACGUCAACAGUAAUGGUCACAUUAAAUACAGUAAGCCAAUGCGGGUAACCAGCAUCUGCAACCUGGACAUCUUCUAUUUCCCCUUCGAUGAACAGAACUGCACCCUCACCUUCAGGUCCUUCGUCUACACGGUGGAAAAGAUGGUCCUGGGCAUGGAGCAGGAUGUGCGGGAUAUUUUGGAAACAUCACAGAAUUAAAUCGUUUGGAACAAAGGGGAGUGGGUACUUCAGGGUAUCCAUCAAAUGAUGAAGAUGACUGUGGUCACCAAUGACUAUGACCAAAUCGUCUUCUUUGUGGCCAUCAAGCGCAGGCCCACCCUCUACCUCAUAAACCUCCUGGUGCCCAGCAGCUUUCUGGUCACCAUCGAUGCCCUCAGCUUCUACCUGCCGGCAGAAAGCAAGAACCGUGCCUCAUUCAAGAUGACACUCUUGUUGGGCUACAACGUCUUCCUGCUCAUGAUGAAUGACUUACUCCCUUCCAGUAGCACCUCCCUCAUCAGUGUCUACUUUGCCCUGUGUCUGUCCCUGAUGGUGCUCAGCCUGCUGGAGACCAUCUUCAUCUCCUACCUGCUGCACCUGGCCACCACCCAGCCCCCACCCAUGCCUCGUUGGCUCCACUCCCUGCUUCUACACUGCACCAGCCCAAGGACAUGCUGCCCUGCUGUGCCUUGGAAGGGAAACGUGGACCUUGCCCACCUGCCUGGUGUGAAGGAGUCCAUGGAGUUGGUGGGGAAGGUGCCAGGUCCCAGAGAGACAGAGCUAAAUGGGUGCCCUGCGUCAGCAAGGAACCAGCAGGAAGACAAGGCUCAAAAGCAGCACUUGGUCCACCUGUGGGUGUGGUUAAGCCACAUGAUGGACACCCUGCUUUUCCGUCUCUACCUGCUCUUCAUGGCCACCUCCGUUGUCACAGUCAUUAUCCUCUGGAACACCUAG